Messenger RNA from Clunio marinus, 2884 nucleotides. Lineage: Eukaryota; Metazoa; Arthropoda; Insecta; Diptera; Chironomidae. The record is from the annotation of a GenBank genome assembly.
GAUUAAGCAAAUUAGAACUCGAAGUAGAAAAGCUUCAGUUCGUUAAUUGAAAUAUAAUUUUUUAUAUUCCAGUAAGUCGCUGUCACAAUGGUUCACUACACGAAAUUAUUGACCCACCAGGCAAAACGAGCUGCUCUUUAUGCCGUCGAUGCCCAACAAAGAUGGUUCCAUGCGAGCUGUGCCGUCAGCAGUAAAGUCGCUCUUUCAAAAUUCGACAGCAAUGUUUACUUGCCAUAUGAGAAGCUCGUCCAACGUUUAGAUGUUGUUAAGAAGCGUCUCAAUCGUCCUCUUACAAUGUCUGAGAAAGUUUUAUACUCGCAUUUGGAAGAUCCGCAAGGACAAGACAUUGAACGUGGAACGUCAUACCUUCGUCUUCGUCCCGAUCGUGUUGCAAUGCAAGACGCAACUGCACAAAUGGCAAUGCUGCAAUUCAUCUCAUCAGGAUUGAAGCGCGUCGCUGUUCCAUCAACAAUUCAUUGCGAUCAUUUAAUUGAAGCACAAAUUGGUGGCGACAAGGAUUUGGCUCGUGCUAAAGAACUUAACGAAGAAGUUUAUCGUUUCCUUGAAACUGCUGGAGCCAAAUACGGCGUUGGAUUCUGGAAGCCCGGUUCUGGUAUCAUCCAUCAAAUUAUCUUGGAAAAUUAUGCUUUCCCAGGUCUCUUAAUGAUCGGAACUGAUUCUCACACACCAAAUGGCGGUGGUUUGGGUGGUCUUUGCAUUGGUGUUGGUGGCGCUGAUGCUGUCGAUGUCAUGGCUGACAUUCCAUGGGAAUUGAAGUGUCCAAACGUCAUUGGCGUUCAUUUAACUGGCAAAAUCGGUGGAUGGACAUCACCUAAAGACGUAAUUUUGAAAGUCGCUGACAUUCUCACUGUCAAAGGUGGAACUGGCGCGAUUAUUGAAUAUCACGGAAAAGGCGUCGAUUCAAUUUCUUGCACUGGUAUGGCCACCAUUUGCAACAUGGGAGCUGAAAUUGGUGCAACAACAUCAACUUUCCCGUUCAAUUCUCGUAUGGCUGCAUAUUUGAAAUCAACGAAACGUGACGACAUUGCUGCUGAAGCUGGAAAGUUCAAAGAAGCUUUGUUGAGUGCUGAUGCUGGUGCAAAGUACGAUCAAGUGAUUGAAAUCAAUUUGGAUACCUUAGAGCCACAUGUCAAUGGUCCAUUCACACCUGAUCUUGCACAUCCCAUCAGUAAACUUGGAGAGAACUCCAAGAAAAACGGUUAUCCAAUGGACAUUAAAGUUGGUUUGAUUGGUUCAUGCACCAACUCUUCAUAUGAAGACAUGGGACGAUGUGCUUCAAUUGUUAAGAAUGCUUUGAAACAUGGUGUGAAGUCAAAGAUUCCAUUCAAUGUUACACCAGGAUCUGAACAAGUUCGUGCGACAAUUGAACGUGAUGGAAUCGCACAAACACUUCGUGACUUUGGUGGAACUGUUUUGGCGAAUGCUUGUGGUCCUUGCAUUGGUCAAUGGGAUCGUCAAGAUGUUAAGAAAGGUGAGAAGAACACAAUUGUGACUUCUUACAAUCGAAAUUUUACUGGACGUAACGAUGCCAAUCCCGCAACUCAUUGCUUUGUCACAAGUCCUGAACUUGUCACAGCUUUGUCGCUUGCUGGUCGUUUAGACUUCAAUCCACUGACUGACGAAUUGACUGGAACUGAUGGCAAGAAAUUCAAAUUAGAUUCACCAUAUGGUGAUGAGUUACCAGCCCAAGGUUUUGAUCCAGGUCAGGACACAUACCAAGCACCACCAUCUGAUGGAUCGGCUGUUCGAGUUGAUGUUGAUCCAAAGUCAAAUCGCUUGCAAUUGUUGGAACCAUUCGAUAAAUGGGACGGCGGAGAUCUCAAAGAAAUGACUGUGUUGAUUAAAGUGAAAGGAAAAUGUACCACUGAUCAUAUUUCAGCUGCUGGUCCAUGGUUGAAGUAUCGUGGACAUUUGGAUAACAUCUCCAACAACAUGUUUAUUGGCGCAACAAAUGCUGAGAAUAAUGAAAUGAAUAAAAUUAAGAAUCAAUUGAGUGGUGAUUGGGGUGGCGUUCCAGAUGUUGCUCGUGUUUACAAGUCGAAAGGAAUUCAAUGGGUUGCUGUUGGCGAUGAAAACUACGGCGAAGGUUCAUCUCGCGAGCAUGCUGCACUUGAACCUCGUCACUUGGGUGGACGUGCAAUUAUCGUUAAAUCAUUUGCUCGUAUUCAUGAAACGAAUUUGAAGAAACAGGGAAUGUUGCCAUUGACCUUCGAUAACAAAGCUGAUUAUGAUAAGAUUCAACCAACUGAUAAAAUUACAAUUCUUGGCUUAAAAGACUUUGCACCCGGAAAACCAUUGUCUGCUGAAAUUAAACAUGCUGAUGGAAAAACAGAAAAGAUUACAUUAAAUCACAGCUUCAACGAUCUUCAAAUUACUUGGUUCCGUGCUGGCAGCGCUUUGAAUCGUAUGAAGGAGAUCGCUAAAUAAAUUCUUUAUCUGAGACUUUAUAUGACUAUAUUAGUGGUUGAAAAAAAUCGAAAAGUUUUGUUAAAAUUAUUUAUAAUUCUAGAUGAAAAAACGAAACCAUUAUGCAAGUAGAACUUCAAAUUGAAAAAAAAAAACUUAACGACGACGUGAAGAUUAAAUGAUAAAGUCUUUUAAAAAACAUAAUUAUUACUUUUACCGGUAUUAUUGAUAAGUUUGGAAAGAUCAGCUUGAUCGCAGAUAUUAAUUCGAUGGGGGAAAAUCAUGUUAUUGAUCAAAGCACCAAACUGAAUCUUGUGUCAUCCACUGAAGUUUUAAUAACUAAAAUAAAAGAUCAUUAAAAUUAUAAUUGAUUGAUAUUUCAUUCAAAAUUUGACAAUAAAAAGAAUUUAUUUGAAAUUUGAUUGGAUCAUUAAGGUAUUAAUUAAAGUGUUCAAGC